AUGCAAAAGAGUAAAAGUCUAGAAAAGAUUAACUGUGAGAAGCAAGUUUCAAAUGCUGGAGACAGUCCUGCCCAAAAAACACAAAUCGUUUUCAGCCAUAAGCCGAGAAGAAAAACUAGAAAUCAUCUCGGAAACAUUUUCGAAAGAUAUUACAUAACGGUUAAACCUAAAUUAUUUAAAAGCAGCUCAUUAUCUGAUCUUGCUACAAAUUCUAGCGAUUUUCCGUUAGAUUUUAUUAAAAACUCCAAUAAAUUUCUAACUAGUCACAAUCAAACAUCGUUCCAGUAUUGCUCAGGGGACGCUUAUAGGGUGCAAUAUCAAAAUUUUAUAACCGAUACGCAAUACAUGUCGUGGAAUAACAACAAAGGAAAAAGACUAAAGAAGAAAAUAGACAUGACUCCAGAAUCGUAUUCAAAAGGUACUACGAAUGAUUAUGAAGUUGACCGAAACAUUUCAUCUUGUGCUGAUAAUUCGAGUUUAUGUAGCACCGAUGAAAUUAGUGUACAGAGGCUAGCCGCAUUCCCGUUCAAAUCUACACCAAGCGGUAAUCUGAAAGUUCAGUCGAAUCAGGUUGUUUUUCAAUCUUCAACUGUAGGUGUACUUCUGGCAGACCCAACUCAAGCAAAGGUUAAAGUAAAAUUCGAGGGAAAACCAACUGGAGAUCUUUUCGAUGCCAAAGCAGCUGCAGAACUCGACAAUAAAGUUGAAAGUACUUUUACAGACGAAAAUGACUCGGAAUCGCAAAUAAAUUAUGCGCCAAAAGACUCAAUUAAUCUAAGAUUAAAAACAGUUAAUGAUCGUCAUAUCAAAUCUAGAACACCAGUACUAAAGGAAGAACAGGGCAAAGACUUAGUUAGCCUAGGGUAUGCAAUGGCACAACCCAUAGACUGGAUGCGUGUUCAACUACCAAAGAAACAGGAUUUAUUCCAAGAAUUUUAUCGUAGGAUAUUAAACUACAUAAAUACCGACACAAUAAUACAUAUUGGCAAAGAAGAAUUCCAUUGCCAUCUUAUUAUUUUACAGAUUUAUUCAACGUUUUUCAAUAUGAAUAAUAUGCAUGAGAUGGAACUCCCAAUUACAAGCGUAACGCCUGAGGCAUUUCAAACAAUAUACGAGUGGAUGAUUUUCAGCGGUCCAGAGAGCAAUAAAGUUCUAAAGAGGGAAAAUAUAUUGGAAUUAUUUUGCGCCGCUCAAUAUUUGUCUAUCAAAGAUUUGGAGGAUCAAUGUUGGUCAUUUAUUGUGAACGAAAGUUUAUUCACGGAGGACACAGCCUUCGCUUUGUACAGAGAAGCCCGAUCCAAGGGCAUGACGCCAGUUAUGGAUCUCAUGGUCCCUCGUGUGAUGAAAUUCUUCCUACCUUUGGUAGCUUCACGGGAUUUUCUUCAGCUAGAACCGGAUGAAGUUAUGACAUUUCUCAAGUCAAAUUACAUAUGUGUAACAAGUGAAAUCGAAGUGUUAAUGGCUGGUGUGCGUUGGCUGUACGGCAAUUGGCCGGCGCGCCGCCGCUUGGUCGUCGAUGUGAUGCGAUGCAUCCGCUUCGGCCUCAUCUCCCCGUGGCAGCUGGUGGACAUCAAAAGGAACCCGGACAACGGAGAAAUACUUGAGAUAGUCAACGAGCCCGAGGUGCAACAAAUGGUGGACGAUGGACUCGCAGAUACGGGCACAUUUAAUUCUCCGGAUCAAAUUAAAACCGGCGUUUUUGAAUACUAUGGAACGAGGUAUGUAAUCAUAAAGUAUUGGUAUGGUAACAACUCCAAAAACUAUUACCAUUGGAUAGACGUUCUUGGACUUACCGAGCCAGCGGAAAGGAAUUGGAUCGGUGAAGAAAAGAACCACGUGACGUACAAGGAUUUCUUGAAAUACCUCGAGCAUUUCAUGGUACCAAAAGAGCAGAUGUAUCAACAAAUGUCGAUGAUGCAACCGCCACGUAGAAACGAUGACUUGCCCAGCACCCUGCGUGGCAUGGACAACGAUAAAAUGGACAUGAGGCGAACUAAGAUGGAUUUUCCAUUGCCUGGAUCAUUGAAGGGGCUCGGUGGGGAUAAAGACAAAUCUUUCCCAACUAUGAGCGAAUUUUUCGAGAACAGAAGACAGGUGCAAAAAGAUACUAAAUCAAGAUCGCCAACAAGAUCCCCAAGACUCGGCUCCGAAGGUCGACCUCCCAUGCCCCAGCAGCUUACACCACAACCGUCCCGAAAGAGCCCUGUCACAGAGCGAAAGCCGCAGAAACAAAUGGAUGAACAGCGAUCAUUUCAAGGGAAACAAACUAUAAACCAAAGUCACAACCAAAACCUCAAGCAAAGCCCGCAACUGCAAAAAAAGCAAAAUGCUUCGCCCCAACGUUCACAAAUGUACGACCCGCCGGAAAAGGAUUCAACUGAAAACUUUAACAUUACGAAAAGUGGUAGCAGCAGUGAGACCAUGGAAACAAGUUACACUGAAAAGGCUCCUCUGCAUUUUCAGACAAAGUCACAAGAGGAGCAUAAUGAAUAUGUAUGUGACAAAAGGCGUAGCAGCGUGGCUGCUUGCUAUUUAGCCGCCGCUACAGCCGCUUUAGCUGGAUCACGAAGGGAAUCACAAAUGACGCCAACGUCAGGGUCCCAUGUGCAUACCGUCACAACCGUCUCACAAGCAGAGCAGUGUCGCGUGAAACUCUUCAAUCAAUCCAAAGAGUCGCUCGCCAAAAACAACAUGAAUAAGCUCUCGACUUCAGUUCUCGGGCCAUCUAAUAAAAGCUACAUUGCUGAGGGAUCCUUGUUCAAUUGGGACCGAGAAACGGUAUUAGUAUUUGGUGGGAUCGACCCACAUACCGCAUACGGUGUGGGGCGUAACACAGGAAAAGAUAUUUACAGGUUUGAUCCAGUCACAAACUCGUGGGAUUACGUGGGGGACCUACCGGAACCGAGACACCAUCACUCUGUAGCUUUUCUAAGAGGAAGAGUGUACCUUGUUGGCGGCGCAGAUCCCAGAGACGACGACACUCGUGGUAAGUCGGUGGUCGUGUCGACGGUGUGGAGUUAUGAGCCAGUGACACGGUCUUGGUACAGCGAGUCGGGCCUGGCCGUGCCGAGGAAGAACUUUGGCCUUGUAGUGCAUCGCAUGGCUUUGUACGCUAUUGGCGGACAAGACAAAAAGGGCAGAGUACUUCGGUCCGUCGAGAGAUUCGACCCUAAGACUGGCACGUGGAGCGAGGUUCGCUCAAUGAGUGUCGCCCGCAUGGCGAUGGCAUCCGUAAAGUACCGCGAAUACAUCUGGGUGGCUGGCGGCAUGACCGGAGAGAAGAAGAAUCCUGUCUGCAAGAUCGUUGAGUGCUACAACUCCAAAACAAAUGAUUGGACAGAAAUAUACAGUCUUCGAUUUCCGAGAUGUUUUGCCACACUGUUCGCCAUGAACGAUAAACUGUUUAUAAUCGGCGGUGCUGGGAAGAUAACUGAAAAGGACAAGACUCCUAGCAGCGUGGGCGCUAUAGACAUUUGGGACUGGAAGGAGCGCGUGUGGAAGCAGGAAACGGAAAUGUCAAUCCCCAGGCACGGCCACGCCCUCGCUUACCUCGGAACGCAACUUAUUAUUAUAGGUGGUGUAACUACGAUUUACAUGCGAGCUCUGAGUAAUGUGGAGUCAUUCUGCUGCGAACGAGGGGCGUGGAUUAGAGGAGUAGCGACGCUGCCUUCACCACUAUCUGGACACGGAGCAGUUACUCUACCCCCGGCAUCACUUAUG
Messenger RNA from Iphiclides podalirius (scarce swallowtail), 3720 nucleotides. NCBI's taxonomy places the organism in Eukaryota, Metazoa, Arthropoda, Insecta, Lepidoptera, Papilionidae. The record is from the annotation of a GenBank genome assembly.